CAAAAUGUCUUGUUAUACAACUUGGGGAUAGGUUCAAAAGAAGUUCGUUCAAAAAUGAGGCUUUGAUUUGGGAGUUAAGGUUGGAAAUAAAUAAACUGAGUGAAAGUAAAGUUUUCAGUCCAUGAAUACUGAAUGACAUGCAUCUAGGGAUGUGGGAUAUUUUUACUUUCUCAGCUCAGCCAGUGUUUGUUGUUGCUAAAAUAUCUGUCUGAAUUCCAGCUCAGCAAACAGAGUAAAUGCUCAGUGAGGAAAUGUACACCAUCAUUUCUGAGAAUAAGGGAGGAUUUGGAUUAAAACAGAUUGAGUAUUUUAAAAUUUAAUACAAGUUUCUCUAAAAUUCUUCAUUGGAAGCUUGUUGAUCAAAACGAUUUCCUCAACAGUUCUCAGCUUCUAUGUUUAGGCUUUGAACAAAGGGAAAUAUGUCAUUGUUGAAUUUCUUCCAACAGGGAGUUUCUUUUUUAGCAGAGACACCAGUUUGUGAACCACACUAUUCUGUAAGUGUCAGCUUCCUUGUUGAUGAGGCAAAGACUAGUGGGUGUAGAUACAAGCAGACAAAUAACUAAACCAAACCACACGAGUACCUUUACUUCCCAUGUUUUACAUUUGUAUUCACCAGUGUUUGUAUUUUGAAAAGAAGUCAUUUAAACUCACCGUGCAUAGAGAUAAAAGCGAUGUGGCCGAAAUAGCAAUGCCUCAGAGGCUUUGAAUUUGAAUAAAUGGCUCAGUGGUGGCUGAUAGCUGGGUCUAAAGAUGAACAGGGUCUGCCUCAGUAGGCUGGGAGAAAUUGGUUCUAUAUUUCAAGAUAGCUCAUGUCUACUUAUAUCGUUUUUUUUUCUUUUUCUUUUGAUGCCGUCAUGUUCUUCUCUAUGGUUUUGAAAAACAACAGGCUUUAUUGUGCUCAGGGACGAAUGGAUCAGAGAGAAUUUGUGGGCCUCUUUAUCUUAUUCAGGCCUUUGUGCAUGUAAAUCAGUGUGGCUCUGCUGUAGGUAGGCUGUUAUUUCGAAUUUGAAUCACUGUUCCUUAUGAACUAGUUAAGUAAAAAAAACCAAGGUCAUCCUCACCUGCAUAAUCCUAUAGAGUUUCUUUAUCAGGGGACAUUCCCUCCUCUUGAAUGUUAGAUUUGCCAAUCAGGUAUUCUGGUCAGGAUGUUUGGCUCAUUCUUUUUAGAGACCUGCAAUAUGGAGACUGACACAGAUGGGCUUGGAGUGACCACAGAGAAUCCGAAGAUGGUAAAUGGUAGAAAUUUUGAAGUCUUUUUAAAAUAAAGAAAAACAUCUAACAAGAUGUAUGCUAUCGUGAUUGGAACGAAGACAAGCAAUCUGUUACAAUUACAAAGCAAUUAAAUAAAUCAAAGAAAUAUGCUUGUGAGCAACCUGUACAGCUGUUGCUGUUUUCCUGUCAAUAUUAUUCAAGAAUGAAGCUUGAUUGCAUGUUGACGUAUUUAUUCUGUGUACCAUGUUUCGGGCUUGCUGGCUUGUUUGUUUCUUUCUCUUUGUACUUAUGUACCUUUCAUUUGUUGCCAUAUGAAGUGGCUAUUAAUAGCCACAUUGAUUUCAUUCACAGUGAUCUGAAGUGAAUGCAUACCAGGUGCACACUAAAUAUCUCUGCACUGUGUGUUUUAUGUGGUAUGGUAUUUUUUUCACUGUUUUUUAAAUGAAUUAAUGACCUGGGGAGAGGGAAGCCAUGUGCCUUAAAAAAUCCUAGUCAGAACAACUAUGUGUAGAAUUGCUGUGUAGUCAUGGCAACUUUCAAUUUGUUUUACUGGUGUACUUUUGUAAGGUGGUAAAUCAGUUUCUUGUUUUUAGCUGUUUAUUCUCAGUGUCCCCGGGAUCCCGGUUUCGUAGUCCAAAUAGUAAAUGUGUAUUUUGUUCCUAGUUUGAUUAUCCUUGUACUGCAGUAACUCAAAUGACAGCAACAUUUGAUGCUUCAAGCUGAAGUACUGUAUGUCCAUACGUCUUUGACUUUACCCAGCACACUGUUGGUUCUGGAGUUGGUGUCAUUAUCACCCAGACCAGACUGCUCUCAUCAGGCUCUGGGACGAGGCUUUACUGUCCUGGAGCUUUUCACCAACAGGCCAGACACCCCAGCUGCUGAUGGGGAGAGAAGGCUGAAUCUACAUCACGGAUCACCAAGAGCCUUGCUUCACCCUCUAAUAAAGGAUGCUGUUGACUAUCAUAAUAUGUUGAAAAUUAUUGAAGGAGCACAUUUGGCCUGUGUCCUGAAAAAACAUCCUGCACUGGAUUCUGUCCUGCACCUCUUUCCAGAGAAUGUCCUUGUAUCCGGGGAAGAGAACAUUCCUGGACUAGUAGCUUCCCCGACAGGAGAUGCUCUGCUGAAGCCUCAGACGCUCAAAACGCUGCCCUUCACCCUGAACAGACUUACCAUCUCCCUUCAGCCGUCCCUGGAGAAGUUCGAGAGCCAGCUGCUGCAGCUGAUCAAUGCUGACUGCCAGAACACAAUACAACCAGGAUCAGAUGGUGCAAUAAGGACAGUUGUCAUUCAGGAAAGGAGGCUUCAUGUUGGAGUCCACAACGGCUGGUGCUUCCUUGAGAAGCCACAAGUGGUAGUACUGGAGGCCUUUCCCUCAGGAGUCAGAGGACGAGCAGGCAGCCCUUCCAAACAGAGCGCUCUGAGUAAGGACAGCUAUCUGCUACCUCUACAUCCCGCGCUGCUUUCUUGCAUAGCCUUCGUUGGGGGAUUUGGUGUCCCUUCCAGGAGCCAGCUGAGUGGAAGGGGGAAGAGAUACAGCUUGUAUUGCAAGGAGGUGCAAAGCCAAACCCUCAUGGAGCCAUGGUCUAUAGCACAGAGGUGUCUGCCAAAGCUCAGAGCCCUGCACCAAUCUCAGCUCCAGGCACAGCUCAGGAGGUCUCAGAAGCAAAGGAUAUGAUCAAAUUUUGGCUGUCAUCCAGCCUGGAAAGGAAGGCAUCCAGCCCAAAGCCAUCCCUGAGGAUAAAACAGGUAGACGUGCCUCGCCAGAGAAGAUCACCUUCAUCACCUUCACAGGAUCGGAAACGCAUUCCACCAGCUUCUCCUCCAGAAUCUCCUCAAGGCCCCGGGCUCUCACUGUCUCAGCUGGCAGCUACUUCACGCUACCCGACCAUCAGCCACUCCAGCUCGGCGUUGCUGUGGCAACAGUCGUUUCCUUCUCUGCUCCAUCCUUCCCCAUUGGCAUCGGCCCACCAGCUGUCACAUGUCGCCUGCUCAGCUGUCAGCAACUUCGCCCACCUGGAGAUGGACCUUCAGCAAAGAGGAGGUGAUUCAGCUUCACUUCAUGAUGAGGGAGACCAACUUCAGGAGCUGCCCUUCACCCCUGUCCAUGCCCCUGUCAUUACUCUGGGGAUGAAUGUGCCCAGUUCCUGCUCAGUCAGCUCCAGAAGCUCAUUGGCCCACCUCUUCUCGGCUGGUUUCCCUGACAUCGUGGACUCUAGUGGACAGGUGGCUGAUGUCCUGGAUCCCACAGAACCCCUACCCUUUGAUCCCAAUCGAGAAGAGAAUGACCUGCAGGGAAACUUGCUGGUGUUCCAGUUUCUGGCAUUUACUAGAAUAGCAGCACCGGGUGUUGGUCCCGAUUGGCCUGAAAACAUCUACUUCACCUUCCAGUUCUAUCGCUUUCCACCAGUCACAUCACAGCGGCUCAAGUUGCUGACUGGUGACAAGGUUCAGCACAAAGCUAGCAAUCCAUUUCCCUGUGUCCUCGCCUCCAUUAACACAGAUGGCACAGUUAACACUGGCUCUCCAGGACUGCAGCUGCAGUUCAGAGUAGAUGAUAGUUUCCUGAAGCCAGGGGAGAAGCGCUGGUUUCUUCGCUACCUGGCCCUCCACGCCAUGCAUAUUGACAUCUGGGACAGUGACUCCUUGCUCCUGAUAGGUUCUACUGCAAUCGAACUCAAGUACAUGUUGCGUCAGUGUAAAUCGGCAGUACAGGCGCUUCACGAGGUGGAGGUACUGACCACUGACUACGUAGGAGAGGAUACCUUACUGACAAACCCAGACCUGGGUCGACACUCUGCCUCCAGCCCCAUGACGGUUCACACCAUUGUCAGAGGCCGGCUCCACAUACGCACAGGCAACAUUGGGUGCCCUGCAGACUCUGGCAGAAAGAGGCCAGCAGACGUGAUGCAGUCUCUCUUGCAUAUCAUCACGCCUUGUGAAGUCACCAGCGGUUUCAGAGGAGGAAGUCUGUCCAGCAGGAACAUCCUCCAGCUCAAUGCGAGGAACACUGCACAAGCAGACAGACUGCCGAUAAAUGAGGAUCGGGUGCCAUUGUUCCGACGCGGGAUCAGAGCUGACGGUGUCGUGCCCAAGGAGAACAGCCUAAACAAACCCGAUGACAGUGACCGAAAGCUGAAGUGCAUGGCUGCAGUGCGCGAGCGGGAGGCCAGCGAAGAUGCUAAAACGGCAAAGGUUGCGGCUCAGUCUAAAAAAGCCCAGCUGGCCAAUCCCAGUGAAGCCAAGAGCAAAGCAGAGAGCAUCGCCAACAUGCUGAGCCAGGCCAUCACCACCCAGCACCUGCUUUAUGCUAGCCUGGGCUCUGCAGAGUACAUGGAGUUUGUCCUUAAGAAUCCAUUUAAUGUGCCACAGACGGUCACCAUUCACAGCGAUGACCCUGAGCUAAGUGUCAUCACAAACACUGAGGAGUGGCGUUACUUCAAAGCGCUAACCAGAACUUCUACCCCGCUGGAGGAAAACAUGUUCCACUCGGAGCAGGGUGCUCCAGGUCCUAGGGUUUACCUCCGGCCCAAAGAGAGCCUCCACGUGCCCCUGAAAUACCAAAGCUUCCUCUGCGACCACACCAUGGCCCUUCAGGGACCAAGCCUGAAGGCUACAGCCAGAGGUUCCCAGGUGGCCAAGAAGAAUCUGUCCAAUAUUAUUGCUGCCAAAACUAUCAAGGUUACUUUCAAAGCAGAAGAUGGAAAGCCAAUGGCCAUCUGCCAAGUGAAUGUGGAGCCAACGCCCCAUGUCGUUGACCAGACUUUCCGACUUUACCACCCCGAGCUCUGUUUCCUUAAAAAGGCCAUCCGCCUGCCAGUCUGGCACGACCCUGCAGCUAUCAACCCAGAUGCUCAUGUUUCUGUCCGCUGCAGUGACCCUAAUAUCAUCUGCCAAACAAGGAUGCUGGCACCAGGAGAGCCUCAAGAUGUGUACUUGAAAGUGCCAGGGAGUCCCAGUCCACACAUAAAAAUGUUCUUUGUAAUGGUUUUCACUGAUAAGUGGAUGGCAGCGCCCUCCCAGAUCUGGCAGAUUUACGUGCACUUCCUGGAGCGUGUGGACGUCAGCUGUGUGACUGGCCAGCGGAGCUGUCAGUCACUCGUUCUGAGGGGAACGCAGGCUAUCCGUAAGGUCAAGUGUUUCUCAUCACACCCCGGCGAGAUUCAGGUGGACCCAGCGGGUGUGUUUGUUUUGCCUCCUGCAGCAGUGCAGGAGCUCCAGCUGAAGGUGCAGCCAUGGCAGGCUGGCAGCCGCUUUCUGUACGUGAACGCGGUAGAUGUGGAGCAGCAGCGGCUGGUCACCGCGUGGCUGCUCUGUCUCAAUGUUCACCGUCCUGUGCUGUCCAAGGCUUUUGAAGUAUGCGUUCCAGUUGGCGGUGGACGUGGCAGUUCCAGAAAAAUCACCUACACCAAUCCGUACACCAGCAGCCGUACAUUCCUGCUUCGCUCUGACCAUCCAGAUCUGCUCCAGUUCAAAGAGGAUAAAUUCCAGAUUGGAGGGGGAGAGAGUUACACCAUCGGACUGCGGUUUGCCACGAGCCAGAGUCCCGGAUCAGUGGACAUCCUGGUCUACGUGAACAACCUGGAGGAGAAGACGGAGGAGACGUUCUGUGUGAAAGUAAACUAUUCAUGAAGUGAAAGUUGUUUGAAAAAACAAGUAGAAGCUUCAGUGGAAAUGUUGACUGUGCUGUACUUUGUAAUAUACUUUAAGAGUGUGAAAGAAACUGAAACUUUCCUGGCUCUUUUGUCAUUUUGUAUUAGAUUAUUCUUCAAGAAAAUAAAACUUUGCAACACUGAGUGUUUUUCAGUCUUCUCAUACAAACUUGUUUAUUCUGGACUGCAUGACCAAGAAGUCUGAAUGAAAUUUGUUACGAUAAAAUGAGGUCACGUUGCAGGAAUCAAACAUGUUGAAUAGAAUUGCCAGCUUCCUUUCUAAACAAAACAAAACAAAACUGACUAGAAAAGUUUUAUUUGAUAAAUUAUGCACUAAAUUUAAAAGUACUGGGAGCUAUAAACUGGGUGCAAAGCAGCCUGAAAAGUAGUAAAUGAUGUUGUAAAUUUGCUUUGUUUCAUAAUCAGCAAAGUAAUGCAUGCAAUCUGCAAUUAAGGUGUCAAGGUUGAUUCCCACUGGUGAGCUGUCCUCAUCCAAAAAGCCUGGCAAAUGCCUGUCAGUUCAACCCCAGCCAUCCAAAGGUGGGCCGAGGGUGAAAGCAAUAACAUUUUAUCGACUUUAAUUACCCAGCAAACCCACUUGAAUGCCACUUGAUGGCCGAGUUUUAAUCUAAGACAAGCCGGGGGUCUGCGCUCCUCGUCCCCUCACCUCCCAAACAACUUCUCCUCAUCACUGGCAUUAUUAGAAACAGCGCCGUAAUGAAGUAUGAUUUUCCAGCGAGGCGCACAUCUCUUCACAUCGCCCUCAUUAACACCAGCACCCUUUUAAACCCUUCAUGCUCUCCCUCCUGCUUGUUCUGCCAUGUCUCUCUCUAUUGGAGGUGCUGAGAGGGAGAGAGAGAGAGAGAGAGGAGGACCGGAGACGGAGAGAAGGCUGUGCAUAUUGUGUUAUGUAACAGAGUUACACAAUCCCUCCACCCUCUGCACCCCCCUCCAUACUUCCUUCAUCCUUGCUUUCUCUCUCAUUAGAAUGCAGGCUGCAAAGUAAGCCUCACCAGCGCGGCAAAGCCUAAUAAAACGAAGAUAGCAGCCAAGCCUAGUGCACUUCAUCUUUACCUUCUCAAAGCAAAAAAAAAACAAAAACCCAAAAACAUCCUUUGUGUAUUAUGCAUUUCAUGUUAAUAUGGUCACAGCUUACAAAUAUACACAUUUAAGGCUGUGUAACCACCGACACGGAUGGGUUCCUAUAUUUAAUUAAAGUUUGCCUUAAUACAAAAGCUAAAUGCCAUACGGACGAGGUGCUGGCUGGUGCACACGUUCCUCCUGUUUCAUGCUGAAAUUUUGAGAGACUAGAAAUUGAGUCCAUUCUGUGUCGAUGCAUUCAAAAGUUCAUCUGAGGCUAACGUGCGACCGGCCGUCUGAUCUGCCCCAUAAAUGAACCACUGACUUAAUCAGAAAUUAUUUAAUCUGAUUUUAUUCAACAUAACAUCUGAUUUUUCCUCAAAAAGAAAACAAAAAAACGUGCCAAUUUUGUUUUAUUUUGCUCUAACCAAUCAGUGGAUUCCUUCCACAUGCACAGCUGCACACCAUCCCAUGUAGAGGCUUUAAAACCCAACCCUAUCCCUUAAAUGGCGAGGCAAGUGACUUCAGUUUUCCAUUCACUGCCCUCACAGCGGGUGUCUGUUGGUGAGCUGUCCCACGUGUCUCUGCCUGUGCGUGGAAAAGAUUUCCUCCUCCCAUCCAUCCUAAUCUGGCACAAAAUAGUGCAUAGCAUCUCCGAUAGGAAUGGGGUGGUGUUUUCUGUUUGUGUGAAAGUGUGGAAAAGAAAAAAACAAAACCCUUCCCUCUGUUCGUUUUAAUACCUGGAUCCUGCUUGGUGCAGCAGGCCCUUCGGUGUGAGCUGCAUGGCUGUUCUCUGAGCGUGGGGCAGAGCUGCACUGACACCUUAUUAGUGGUGCCAGUCCAGUUGUUGUCAGUUCCUCCUGAAGGAGCACAGACACCCGCCACAACAACUCACACUGUCUGCUCACCUUGUUAGUGUGGUUAGACGGGUCCUGUCUUGCUGCCCGAAGUCAAGGCUGCCUUGAUGGUUUGCUGGGUGGAAGCGUGCCCAUUGUUGCCCUGAUUUAGGAAAAAAGGGUGGGGAGAAAAAAGCAGGCCUACCUGCUGGUGCAUGUCUCUGUGUUAGUGUGGUCUUUUGUGAAUGUGUGCGUGUGUAGGUGCCUGGCCUGAGCCAAGUAAGUGGGUGCAUGUCUGUGAAAGCAUACAGCGACGCAGGUAUCAAAGAGCUUUGUAACUGAAGGAAUAUGCAACCUAGCAACAAGCCCUCCUCCUCAUGUACACCGCUGGUUUGGAUCGGCACUCGUGCAGCGGCGAGAAGAGUUUGUUAUUAUUACUGCGGUUCACUUGAAACGGAAAACACACACAUUACAGCAAAGGAGCUAAUGACGGUUUUUCCCUACUGGGGGAAAAAAAAGAAAUACUGCAAUAAAGAAAAUUCAAAGAUUCACUUCUUCCCACACCUGGAUGAACGAUGCCACGGCAGUUUUUUGGUUUUUUGUAGCUGUGAAAGGCAAAACGUCUGCUGUGGCAUCACUGAUUGGGGUGUGGCUCGAACUGCACGAAUUUUGAAGCUUUCAAGCAGCAGGCUUGAAGUGCUUUUGACAUGGGGAUUUAUGUAAACAGUCGAGGUUCUUUAAUAAACAUGAAAUUGUGACAUGAGGUGCAAGAAGGAGCUCUUAAUGAACUGAAAUUCAAUUACCUCAUUACUCGUCUCAGCAGGACCCUCCCUCAGCCAUGACUGCUGAGCACAGAGGGAACAUGAUUUUCUGAGGGAGCAGACGCUGUUCCUGCCACUGCAAACCUGGAUCUGUCCAAAUUCAAGACAGUUCUCAGUAGAUGGCAGCCUUACACAUACAGCUCAGUUGUUUUGCCAUUCUUCCUUUCCUCUGAGGCUUUAGUGAAUUCAAGAGCUUGUAUAAGACUCCCCCCAUUCUGAUAUCAUGAAACACAAAUAAACCAGCAUGUAUAACCUUUUAGUUAUUUAAAAAAAAAAAAUAGAUCAAUCACGUUUAUUCUCUUUACUUAUCUGUGUGAAACCUUUACAAUCAGUCCAUCGAAUUUCAUAUAGAGAUAGGUCAGAAUUGACUUACCAGAGAGUUAAUCAAUAGGGGAGAACUUCCUUGCAAUGGGUGCCAUUAACCUGAUAGUCCAGAAUGAAUAUGGACUUUAACGGGUUUCAUAAAAGGUCAUUUCCCUCACUUUUUUAGUAGAAUGAAGAAU
Haplochromis burtoni (Burton's mouthbrooder) is the source of this 9101-nucleotide messenger RNA. It is a transcript of the gene nphp4, whose product is annotated as nephronophthisis 4. Gene Ontology annotation, cellular component: ciliary transition zone; cytoskeleton; ciliary base. Gene Ontology annotation, biological process: protein localization to ciliary transition zone; negative regulation of canonical Wnt signaling pathway. Lineage: Eukaryota; Metazoa; Chordata; Actinopteri; Cichliformes; Cichlidae. The record is from RefSeq and is a predicted model, not a curated record.